GUUCCCUAAUCAGGUCCCAUCGUAUCCACUCUUCUUUCCCUCUCAUGAAAAGAGUCGUUAGCAGUCAUUCAGCUCUCAAACCUCCAGACCAAGAACAGAUAGAGUUACAAAAAUCAAAUUAAGAUAAAUAAAAAUGGCGGUUUCUUCUCUAAUCCUUACAACUCCAAAGCCCAUAGCCCAAAUUCAACGCCCUAAUCCUCCUCCUACAACCUCACUCUCCUCCUCCAAACCCACUUCCACUUGUACUUGUUCAUCUUCUUCAUUCUCAGCAACUGCAAACAAUGAAAACAAAUCUUCCUGGAAAUUUUCAAAUAUUUUGAGCAAGAAGUCCGUAAUGGAUGUGGGCAUGGGGCUGUUAGCAACUUCAAUUAUGGCAUUGUCUCCUUUGGAAGCUGACGCCACGAGAAUUGAGUACUACGCCACCGUGGGGGAGCCUCUCUGCGACUUGAACUUUGUUCGUUCUGGGCUUGGUUUCUGUGAUGUUUCAGUUGGCCCCGGCGUCGAAGCUCCUCGCGGUGAGCUCAUCAAUAUUCACUACACUGCAAGAUUCGCUGAUGGGACAGUCUUUGACAGUAGCUACAAACGAGGCAGACCUCUGACUUUGCGUAUUGGUGUUGGCAAGGUUAUUAGGGGACUGGAUCAAGGUAUUUUAGGGGGUGAGGGUGUGCCUCCAAUGCAAAUAGGGGGAAAGCGGAAGCUUCAAAUUCCUUCACAUUUAGCAUAUGGGCCAGAACCUGCAGGAUGCUUCUCAGGUGACUGCAAUAUACCUGGAAAUGCUACUCUUGUCUACGAUAUUAAUUUUGUUGGUAUCUACUCGGGAAAUAGAGCAUUGCCAGGCAAAUAGAUAGAACACGCCCUUAGAUCCUUGCAUCUCCCGACUUCCUGAUACUAAGCUUCCAUUGUUAAA
Pyrus x bretschneideri (Chinese white pear) is the source of this 907-nucleotide messenger RNA. Its product is annotated as photosynthetic NDH subunit of lumenal location 4, chloroplastic. The record is from RefSeq and is a predicted model, not a curated record. Lineage: Eukaryota; Viridiplantae; Streptophyta; Magnoliopsida; Rosales; Rosaceae. Gene Ontology annotation, molecular function: peptidyl-prolyl cis-trans isomerase activity. Gene Ontology annotation, cellular component: chloroplast. The transcript is spliced from 5 exons. The coding region runs from base 134 to 844 and encodes 236 amino acids.